Molecule: messenger RNA, 1434 nt
Organism: Macadamia integrifolia
Lineage: Eukaryota; Viridiplantae; Streptophyta; Magnoliopsida; Proteales; Proteaceae
Product: protein SRC2-like
Exons: 1
Source: RefSeq, a predicted model, not a curated record
ACUACCCGAUAACGUGUACCUACACCAAAACACAUUGGGUGAGAAAAGAUUGCUGCCCGCCGAUGAAGGUCCUUGUGCAGUACUCAGCCCUUGAAUUUUUUAAAUGAUGAAUCCUGGAUCUACACCUGACCCGCUCCAUUUUCAUGCCCCGCUUCUUCAAGGCAUUUUCGUAAUAAAGUUUCAAAUCAAGGGCAUUUCGAUAACAUUAAAGUUAUAAAUACCACCGAUUUAACCGAUCUCUUUCUACUGUGAAGCAAGCAGCAUAAACCUGUUACCUCUCUCUCUCUAUAUUUCCUAGAAAGUCAACAAUGGCGUACGACUACCACCCAUCAAGAGCUCCCAUGGAACUCAAAGUGACCAUCUGCUCUGCCAAAGACCUCAAAAAUGUCAACUGGCGUCACGGCCCUCUCAAGCCCUACGCCGUCGUCUGGGCUCUCUACCUCAGUUGACCACGGUGGUGAUACCUGUCCCAAACUCCCAAUUGGGACAAAACACUUGUCAUCCCUCUCACCGUCCCGAUCGACGAAGCUACCCUCUACAUCGACAUCGUCCAAGACGACGCCGCCGAAGACACCAAACCCUUGAUCGGUUCCGCACGGGUCCCACUCAGGGAAAUCGUAGAUGAGGUCGGCGUUGGCGAAUCUGCUUUUCGUUCUCUCCAGCUCCGGCGACCCUCUGGACGCCCCCACGGCAAGUUAGAGGCUAAAUUGGUGGUCAUCGAUACUCGCUAUCGUGCACCGGAUCCAUACUACGCACCCUCUUAUGGCGUUCCGCCUCCACCCGCUUCUGCUUCUUCUCGGGACUACGCACCUUACGGUUAUCCUUAUGCCACUCCAUCGCCUUAUGCGGCGGCACCACCACCGCCGGGAGAAUAUACUCCGGCGUACGGUCAGCAGUCGGCCUACGGUCAGCAACCGGAGUAUGGAUAUGGCGGCGGAGCUGUGGAGGAGAAGAAGAAGAGUAAGUUUGGUGGGAUGGGAAUGGGAUUGGCUGUGGGUGCGGUUGGAGGAUUGUUGGGUGGGUUAGCAUUGGCAGAGGGAGCAGAGUAUUUGGAGGAUAAGAUCGCUGAUGACGUGGCUGAGAAGGUGGAGGAUGAUUUAGGCUAUGAUAAUGAUUUUCGUGGCGGCGACGAUGAUGAUGAUGGUGGGUUUGGUGGUGAUGACUUCUAAAAUGCCCGCGGGGUGGUGGUGUUCUUCUUCUUCUUCUUCUUUUUAUUUUUAUUUUUAUUUUUUUUAAUUUAAAUAAUUUGGGUUGUUGACAUGUUUGAUUUCUGGUCAGGAAGGAUGAAUAAUCUGUCCUGCCAUAAAAAGAUAGUAUUAGAAUUUGAUUUUGAUCGAAGAGUUCUUGGUCGCUGGAAUAUGCGGAUAUGCUUUGGUUCUUUGCAUGGUUUGGGUUUUUCACUUUAAUUGACAGUUUUGGAAUUAUUUGCUUUGA